GUCCCUCUCGUGUCAUGUGUUUGAGCAAGUUUCAGUAACCAUGACUUAACUUCACUCCCUCACAUGAUAUAAGAAUAUGAAGUCCCUUCCAAAAAUCAUAUCAAGAAAAAAUUUUUUUGAAAAAAAAGGAAAAAGAAAUUUUCUUUUUUUUUUUUUUGGGUUCUCUGUUUUGCCCCACAUUAUUAGACAUGGUUGAGGCCUUAUGGAAUGGAUAGAGCUUUCACCCAACAAGAAGAUAGUGAAACUACUCAGCACCAACAUUACCUGCUUAAGUUUUGUGUGCCAUUAGAGAAACUCAGAAGCUCCAACAACCCCAACCCUUUCUCUCAGUUGGGUCCUUGGCUCUCAAAAUCUCUGCGGAACUUAUAUAACAAAGCUCGUUUCCCAAAUGGGAUUUGCUUGAAAAGGCUACAGUUUACGGGUAUGGUGGUGAACAACAUUGUUUUUUGUGAUUCACCUCAGUUUCUUGAAGAAGAGAACGCAGCAAUGGAGGGUUUUAUUGAGAAGAGCUAUGAAGGUAUUCAAGAGAUAAAUGAAACGUUCGAUGAAAAUGGAGGUGAAGUGCAGACAUUUGGGGAUUUGUAUGAAGUGAAGGGUAGAGAGAGCAGUUCAAGCUCCGAUUUUUUGACAUCUGAAACAACAGGGCAUGAGGAGCAGAGCCAUAUUAGUUCUGAAGAGGAGUCAUCUUCGCCUCCUUCAUUGGGUUGGCCUAUACAGAAACAAAAAGUACCUGAUUACACAAGUAGCAAUGGCGCUAGUGAGGAAGGAGAGAAGCUACAUUUGGACAAUAGGAAGUUAGAGAAGCUACAUUUGGACAGUAGGAAGUUAGAGAAACGGGAGUCUUCAAUUUCAGAGACUGAGAUGAUGAAGGAAAGGUUUUCAAAAUUGCUGCUUGGAGAAGACAUGUCAGGUUGUGGAAAUGGAGUUUGCACAGCGUUGGCAAUUUCGAAUGCCAUUACUAAUCUAUGUGCUACCCUGUUUGGCCAGCUAUGGAGGUUAGAGCCUCUGCCUACUGAGAAGAAAGCAAUGUGGCGAAGAGAGAUGGAAUGGCUUCUUUGUGUGAGCGAUCACAUUGUCGAGUUGAUACCCUCUUGGCAAACAUUUCCAGAUGGAAGCAAGCUUGAGGUCAUGACUUGCAGACCCCGGUCAGAUUUGUACAUAAACCUCCCAGCUCUGCGCAAAUUAGAUAACAUGCUUCUUGAGAUUUUGGAUAGCUUUGACAAUGCAGAGUUCUGGUACGUUGACCAAGGGAUCUUAGCCCCAGAUGCUGAUGGAUCAUCAUCUUUCCGAAGAACCUUUCAGCGCCAAGAGGAAAAGUGGUGGCUACCAGUGCCUCGAGUCCCUCCUUGUGGCCUCCAUGAAAAUUCAAGAAAGCAAUUGCAGCAUAAACGUGAUUGUACAAACCAAAUAUUAAAAGCCGCAAUGGCUAUCAACAGCAUUGCUUUAGCUGAUAUGGAAGUCCCUGAAUCGUACUUAGAGGCCCUUCCAAAGAAUGGAAAAGCCAGCUUAGGAGACCUCAUUUAUCGAUAUAUUUCAUCGGACCAAUUUUCUCCAGAAUGUCUGUUCGAUUGCCUCGAUUUGUCCUCAGAACAUCAGGCUAUAGAACUUGCGAACAGAGUGGAGGCCUCAAUCUACGUGUGGCGCAAAAGAACCAACUCUAAACCUGCCAACAAUGCAACUCGGUCCAGUUCAAAGUCAUCUUGGGAGUUGGUAAAGGAGCUGAUGAUUGAUGCAGAGAAGAGAGAAUUGCUUGCUGAUCGAGCAGAGAGCCUUCUGCUUUGCUUGAAGCAAUGGUUCCCUGCCCUUCCACAGACAACUUUAGAUAUGAGCAAAAUCCAGUAUAACAAGGAUGUUGGGAAGUCCAUUUUGGAGAGCUACUCAAGAGUUUUGGAAAGCUUGGCAUUCAACAUUAUAGCACGGAUUGAUGAUCUGCUAUAUGUGGAUGAUUUGACUAAGCAUUCAGAUCAAUUCUCAUCAAUCUCUAAAGUUGGUGUAAUUACUCACAAAAGUGUUUCAAUUCCAUAUUCAGUUCCAGUAUCGAGCACUCCUUAUAAAACAGCAUACACCACACCAAGCUUUUCACCAGGGCAUCUAGUUAGCCCUGUAAAGGGAGAAAGAUCUUCUUUCACAAUGACUAGAGGCAAAAUUCCUCAGCAGAGAGGUUUGGGAGUGAAGAAGGUCUUGACAGAUUAUCUGAGUAUCGAUAUAAAAGGCAAGGAUUGCUUUAAUUCAGCUGCAGGAACGGGUUACACAAGUCAAAAAGCAUCAGCAUCUAAAAGUGGAGUUGAAUCCUUGGAGUUUAUAAAAGAAGCAGUAAGCUCAAUUGGCUCACCAGUAGAAGAUUUAACUGUGGGGCAAUAAGCUUAGAGAGUGGAUUAUCUGAUGUAUAUGGGUAAUUAGGCUGGCUGGCUCUUCCUGUGUAUUGUUUUCAAUAGUACUAGGAAGUUGUUUUUAGAUUAAUGCAAGGAGGUGUUUGUAAUCAUAAUCAGUUGAUUGCUUCAUGUUCCUAUUUAUGGGCAUCCCCCAGAUGUAUUAGGCCUUACUUUUAAUACAUAGAACAUUCAUUUCAGAA
Hevea brasiliensis (rubber tree) is the source of this 2572-nucleotide messenger RNA. RefSeq names its product rop guanine nucleotide exchange factor 7. Gene Ontology annotation, molecular function: guanyl-nucleotide exchange factor activity. The record is from RefSeq and is a predicted model, not a curated record. Bases 208 to 2361 code for a protein of 717 amino acids. The transcript is spliced from 7 exons. NCBI's taxonomy places the organism in Eukaryota, Viridiplantae, Streptophyta, Magnoliopsida, Malpighiales, Euphorbiaceae.